GAGACCCGGAGCACCCUGGUGUCCACGGCAGUGGCCAUGGCUGCAUACAAGACUGGCCGCCCUGUACGCUGCAUGCUGGAUCGUGAUGAGGACAUGCUGAUCACAGGAGGCAGAAAUCCCUUCCUGGCCAGAUACAAGGUUGGCUUCAUGAAGACAGGGAAGGUUGUGGCCCUGGAGGUGGAGCACUACGGCAAUGCCGGGAACUCCGAGGAUCUCUCUCUGAGAGUAAUAGGACGAGCUCUGCUCCAUAUGGACAACUCCUACAAAAUCCCCAACAUCCGGGGCACUGGGCAGGCAUGCAAGACCAACCUGCCCUCCAACACAGCCUUCCGGGGUUUUGGGGGACCGCAGGGGAUGCUCAUUGCCGAGCACUGGAUGAGUGAAGUCGCAGUGACCUGCGGGCUGCCUGCUGAGGAAGUGCGGAAGAAGAACAUGUACAAAGAAGGGGACCUGACACACUUCAACCAGAAGCUUGAGGGGUUCACCUUGCCCAGGUGCUGGGAUGAAUGUCUAGCAAUCUCUGAGUAUCAUGCUCGGAGGAGUGAGGUGGACAAGUUCAACAAGGAGCAUUGUUGGAAAAAGAGAGGACUGUGCAUAAUUCCUAUCAAGUUUGGAAUAGACUACACUCUUUCUUUUCUGAAUCAGGCAGGAGCCCUGAUUCUUGUGUACACAGAUGGCUCCGUGCUGCUGACCCAUGGGGGCACUGAGAUGGGCCAGGGCCUCCACACCAAGAUGGUCCAGGUGGCCAGCAAAGCUCUGAAAAUCCCCAUCUCUAAGAUUUACAUCAGUGAGACAAGCACUAAUACGGUGCCCAACACCUCUCCCACUUCUGCUUCUAUCAGCACUGACAUCAAUGGACAGGCCGUCUAUGAAGCUUGUCAGAAGAUCCUGAAGAGGUUGGAGCCCUUCAAGAGAAAGAAUCCCAGAGGCUCCUGGGAAGACUGGGUCACGGCUGCCUACCAGGAUGCAGUGAGCUUGUCUGCUACUGGGUUUUACAAAAUACCCAAUGUUGGCUACAGCUUUGAGACCAACUCAGGGACCCCCUUCAAUUACUUCAGCUACGGGGUGGCUUGCUCGGAAGUGGAAAUUGACUGCUUAACAGGGGACCAUAAGAACCUUCGCACAGACAUCGUCAUGGAUGUUGGCUGCAGUCUGAACCCUGCCAUCGACAUAGGGCAGGUGGAAGGCGCAUUUGUCCAGGGUCUGGGCCUCUUCACACUGGAGGAGCUGCACUACUCCCCUGAUGGGACCCUGCUCACCCGUGGCCCUGGCACCUACAAGAUCCCGGCAUUUGGUAGCAUCCCCACGGAGUUCAGGGUGUCUCUGCUCCGUGACUCUCCCAACAAGAAGGCCAUCUACGCAUCCAAGGCUAUCGGAGAGCCGCCUCUCUUCCUGGCCGCCUCCAUCUUCUUUGCCAUCAAGGAUGCCAUCCGUGCAGCCCGAGCUCAGCAUGGAGGCAGUAAUACGAAGGAGCUCUUCCGGCUAGACAGCCCUGCCACCCCGGAGAAGAUCCGCAAUGCCUGUGUGGACAAGUUCACCACCCUGUGCAUCACUGAUGUACCAGGAAACUGUAAACCCUGGUCUCAGAGAGUCUGAAGAGAAAGCCCUCAGGGGACUCUUCUCGCACGAAGCAUGGAACAUGCCCUGAAGAACAUGAAUCUAUGAAAGCUGCAGGAUGACAACACUGAUUCAUCAGAAUGGUGUUUGAAAGAACACUGAAUACAUUGGAAGAAUCUGAUAAAAAAUGUGAUUUGUAAACAUAAUGAUAAGCAAAUCUAGACCUAUUAGGCCCAAGGCCCAAGUGGCAAUAGGCAAUGAAGGGUCUUUUUAGGUCUGUCUUAAUCAUGUAUAUGAUUAAAUUGAUUCAGGAAGUGUUUGUGCUAUGUCCCAACUCACUAGACAGACGGUAUAACCUCACGUGCUGACAGUGUCUGUCCUUCUGGAAUCCCACAAGCCUCCAGUAGCUUGAACAAAAGCUAUUUUAAAUCCACGUGCCUUCCUCAGGCAGCUUUUCCUUUAAACCAAUGAACAUCAUAUUAUAACCUCAAAUCUAUACACAAAAAAUCUUAAUGGGACAAUGGGAUGAGAUUCAAGCCUCGAAUCACCUUUGGGUUAUCGGAGAGAAUAAAGAAUGAAACAAAUUCAAGGUUAAUUUGGUCUAAUUUUGUGAAGUUGCAUAAAGUAAUACUACUCCAUAACACCCAAACCAAACAAACCCAGUUAUUGAGUGCCUACUAUGUGAUGGGUUUCUUCUCUUCCCCUUUGUGUAUUUAAAAAAAAAUCAUUUUUAAAAAUCUUCCCUUGAAGGCAGAAUAUUUUCCAUCUAGAAAUGAUACCCAAAUCAAGAUCAGCCAGAAAAAAAGCAGUCAAGGAGCUGGGGUUCUCAUCCCAGCUGUCUCUAGAGUCUCUGUGUCCUUGGAAUGUCACUUCCAUUUACUGUACUUCAUUUUACUGCAAUGAAAGGAUUGGACUGGAAUCAUCUCUAAGGUCUCCUCCAGCUCUAAAAGUCUAUAAAUUUGCGACCUGAAAACUCCUCUUACAUAAGGGACCUGCAGGUGCCAACGACUUGGCUCCCUUUCUAUGGGUGUAAUGAGCUCUGCUAAGACCCUCCUAAGGCUGGUAAAGAGAACAAGAGAAAGGCAGCCAUCCCUGUGGUUUCUCUGGCUGGUGAUGUCACCACUCCGUGGCUCUAGGUGGACAAUGUGACAUUGUCUUGUGUCUUCAUUGUAUAGAAUGCCCACCUUCUGCCAGACAGCGUUCAAGAUUCUGGCCAUGGAAGGAUGGUGGAAACCAUGCUCCAGUUGAGGCUGGAGCUGGAUGUCACUAAUAAAUGAAGCUGUUAGCUGACUGG
Messenger RNA from Pipistrellus kuhlii (Kuhl's pipistrelle), 2851 nucleotides. Its product is annotated as xanthine dehydrogenase/oxidase-like. Gene Ontology annotation, molecular function: oxidoreductase activity; iron ion binding. The record is from RefSeq and is a predicted model, not a curated record. Bases 37 to 1596 code for a protein of 519 amino acids. The transcript is spliced from 15 exons. Lineage: Eukaryota; Metazoa; Chordata; Mammalia; Chiroptera; Vespertilionidae.